Molecule: messenger RNA, 363 nt
Organism: Phytophthora infestans T30-4
Lineage: Eukaryota; Oomycota; Peronosporomycetes; Peronosporales; Peronosporaceae
Exons: 2
Coding region: 1-363 (120 amino acids)
Molecular function (GO): nucleic acid binding
Source: RefSeq, a predicted model, not a curated record
AUGCACUUAAAGAAGACCAAAACCAAGCUAAUGGAGCGUGUUAUGCCCUUAAAAGAGAAGCCAAUCUAUAUGGUGCAGACCAUAGCGGCCAAGUACAACCAUCGUGUACUCUACACGCCACCAUAUCACCCAGAGCUUCAGCCGAUAAAGCUCAUUUGGGCCACAGUGAAAGGUAGAAUUGCCAGGGCCCCUCCGAAAAAUGCCAACGAUACUGUCGAAAAGGUCAUUGCUGGGCUGAACGCCAUCACGGCGAAGGAGUGGGUCAGCGUGUACAGGCAUGAUCAAGGUUUCGAGAAUAUGUACGCCGAGCGUGCCCAAGAAUCGGCAGAAUGGCUGCGGAAGAAAGGGUGCCUAUUUAAAUAA